UUCAACUGCCUGUAAAACGAAAAAAAGAAAAAAAGAAAAAAAUCUAACGUGUAAAAUAGCUUCGGGCGGAUUUUAAGGGAGAGGGCGGAGGAAUGUCCUGUACAAAAUCCAUACUCUCAACGCCCCCAUCCUCUCACUCUCUGAAAUUUAUAGGGUUCGUCUCUCGCUCUCUCUUCCAUCUAACACGGGAUGCGCUUAGGCGUUUUGGGCGCUUUAGGGGCAGGUGUGCCUAGCGCCUUAACUACACAGGAUGGGACCCAAUUGGACAAAUGAAGACCCCUGUACACUGUACAUAGCCUCAGGGUUUCACUAUCAGAAUAUGAGAUUCUGCUUUCCUAUAUUUAGGUUGUGGAGGAAGAAUGUCUUGUGUUUACUCUUAUUCAUGAAUAAUUUUGACAGUGCCAGACCAUGUAUCUGAGAUGAGCUAUGGCAGAUGGUGAAAGGCUUAGUGAAAAGGUGCUUCCGAAUGGAGACAUCUAUGUUGGUAACUUUGAUGGAUUGCUUCCAUGUGGCAUGGGGAAAUAUACAUGGUCAGAUGGAACAAUCUAUGAAGGUAACUGGGAGAAAGGCAAAAUGACCGGAAGAGGGCGGAUGUGUUGGCCAUCAGGGGCAAUAUACGAAGGUGACUUCUCUGGAGGCUACCUUCAUGGUAGUGGCACUUUUGUCGGACUUGAUGGCUCUAUUUACAAAGGGGCCUGGCGGAUGAAUAUACAACAUGGACUGGGAAGAAAAGAUUAUUGUAAUUCUGAUAGUUAUGAGGGUUCUUGGAAAGAAGGGGUACAGGAAGGCAUUGGUAGAUAUAUGUGGGGUACUGGAAAUACAUAUAUCGGGAACUGGAAAGCAGGGAAGAUGUGUGGAAGGGGAGUCAUGAAAUGGGCAAAUGGUGAUUUGUUUGAUGGUCUUUGGUUGGAUGGACUGAAACAUGGGUCUGGUUUAUAUAAGUUUGCUGAUGGGGGGCACUAUAUUGGGAUAUGGAGUAAGGGGCUAAAGGAUGGACAAGGAACAUUUUAUCCUGCUGGAAGCAACCUUCCUUAUCUAACAAAGUGGUAUGACUCAAUUGGAUAUUAUGAUGGCAAACAAAGUGUUCUGCGUCAUUCUGCAUCAUCAAAUUUGGAAGAAUUCGGGACUCGGAAACUGAGUAUUAAAAGAACCAUUUCUGAGAGAUGGUCCUUACGUGGUCUUUUCAGAAAUUCUGGCCGAAUAUCACAUAGGGCUUUAUCAUUGGAUGCAGAUUGGAGCUUUGGUGAUUCUGUUCGCGAGAUGCCGUUGCAUGACAGUGGUCAUAUGUUGUCAUGUUCUUCAUACAAAGAUGAACAAGAGGCACAGGAUGGCAGCAUUCAUGCAUAUGAAAGAGAAUACAUGCAAGGAAUCUUGAUCUCGGAGAGGAUUCUGGAUAGUGUGCAAUCCGUGCCACACAAAAAUAAACAACGUCGUAAACAGAAAUCAAAAGAAGCAAAGAAACUAGGUGAAACCAUUAGGAAAGGCCAUAGGAGUUACUAUUUGAUGCUCAGUCUGCAACUUGGUAUCAGGUACACUGUUGGAAAGAUCACACCUGUCCCUAUGCGUGAAGUUCGAUCUUCUGAUUUUGGACCUCGAGCUAGAAUACGGAUGUACUUUCCCAAAAAAGGUUCCCAGUAUACGCCUCCUCACUACUCUAUUGGUUUCUAUUGGAAGGAUUACUGCCCAAUGGUUUUCAGGAAUCUGAGAGAAAUGUUCAAGAUAGAUGCUGCAGAUUACAUGAUGUCCAUAUGUGGUUGUGAUGGUUUGAGAGAGCUUUCUUCCCCAGGGAAAAGUGGCAGCAUAUUCUAUCUCUCACAAGACGAAAGAUUUGUGAUAAAGACUUUGAGAAAAUCUGAACUUAAGAUUCUAUUGAAGAUGCUUCCUAACUAUUACAAUCAUGUGGGCACCUAUGACAAUACCCUGAUAACAAAAUUUUUUGGGCUUCAUCGAAUAAUGCUGAGAGGUGGACGAAAGGUCCGUUUUGUAGUGAUGGGAAAUAUGUUCUGCACAGAACUGCGAAUCCACCGUCGUUAUGAUUUAAAAGGAUCAUCUCAAGGAAGAUCUACAAACAAGUGUAAAAUUGACGAGUGCACCACAUUGAAAGAUCUUGAUUUGUCAUAUGUAUUUCAUUUGGAAAAAUCCUGGCGUGAUUCCCUUUUCAAACAAAUCUCUCUGGAUUGUAUGUUUCUAGAAUCACAGUGCAUAAUUGAUUAUAGCCUGUUGCUGGGACUACAUUUUAGAGCUCCUGAACAUUUGAAGACCCUUGUAGAGCCUCAAGAUACACCGCAAGAUCUUUCCAUUUCACCAGCCGAUGAUGAUGCAUCCGUACAAGGUGAGCUUCUGAUUCCUCCAAAGGGUCUGUUGUUGGUCGCCCACGAACCAGGCUCUGUCAGUGCCUUGCCAGGUUCUCACAUUAGAGGUAGCACGUUGAGAGCAUCAGCUGCAGGUGAUGAAGAAGUCGACCUUCUUCUGCCGGGUACUGGAAGGUUGCGGGUGCAACUAGGAGUAAACAUGCCCGCUCAAGCUAAUCGAAAGCUUCCACUCAAUGGUGCGGAAUCGAAUGAGGUUGAUCUCUUUGAAGUCUAUGAUGUUGUUCUUUAUCUUGGCAUCAUCGACAUAUUGCAGGAAUACAACAUGACUAAGAAAAUCGAGCAUGCUUACAAGUCACUGCAGUUCGAUCCUCUCACGAUAUCUGCUGUUGAACCUAAAAUGUAUUCGAGGCGAUUCAUCAAUUUCUUGGAGAAAGUUUUUCCCGAGGAAAUUUGAAGGAAAUAGCAUGUAAGUCUCUUGUAUCACAACUCAAUUGUUGAAUUCUUUUUGGAUGUAAGCUUCAUGACUUGCUUGGAAAAAAAAUAAAAAUAAGAAGAAAAGAACGCAUUCUUUGGUAGUCCUUGUAAACAUAUGUUUACCUGAAAACUUUCUUACUGUAUUCUAAUCAAAGAGAAUAGCAAUCAUUUUUUCAAA
Magnolia sinica is the source of this 2964-nucleotide messenger RNA. RefSeq names its product phosphatidylinositol 4-phosphate 5-kinase 8. The coding region runs from base 427 to 2766 and encodes 779 amino acids. NCBI's taxonomy places the organism in Eukaryota, Viridiplantae, Streptophyta, Magnoliopsida, Magnoliales, Magnoliaceae. The transcript is spliced from 11 exons. Gene Ontology annotation, molecular function: 1-phosphatidylinositol-4-phosphate 5-kinase activity; ATP binding. Gene Ontology annotation, biological process: phosphatidylinositol metabolic process. The record is from RefSeq and is a predicted model, not a curated record.